GGUAAACGGUUAUAAAUUGAUUUAGGCUAUAUGGACAAAAUGGCGGACGACAGCAGAAUUGCAAGACCCUUAGAAUUCUAUCGACAAUUUAUUGAGAAAGAUGUUCGUCCUGAUGGAAGGACAUUGGAAGAAUUUCGACCAACCGUUCUGAACAUAGGUUGUAUCGGAACUGCUGAGGGUUCAUCUCUAGUGAAACAGGGGAAUACCACUGUCAUGUGCGGCAUUAAAGCAGAAAUAGCAGCACCAAAAACAGAACAUCCGAAGAGAGGAUAUAUAGUUCCUAAUGUUGAACUAAGCCCAAUGUGUUCUGCAAUGUUCAAGCCUGGUCCUCCAGGAGACCAAGCGCAGUGUCUCAGUGUGUUCACAGACCAGGUCAUGACAUGCUCCCAGUGCAUGGACCUGGAGGAGCUGUGUAUUGUUCCUGGAAAGCAUGUGUGGGUGCUAUACUGUGACCUGGUCUGCCUCAACUAUGAUGGAAACCUCACAGACACUUGUGUCCUAGCUCUACUGGCAGCACUGAAAAACACCCGGUUGCCAUUGGUGACGUGGAAUGAAGAGGAUGAGAGCCUGGCAACUGAGGAAAAGGGAAAUACACCUGUCACCAUUAAGCAUUGUCCCGUAUCUUCCACAUUUGCUGUUUUUGACAACCAUGUGCUACUUGUUGACCCUACAAAGGAGGAAGAGGAUCUCUCAACAGGGGAAGUAACUGUGGUGACAGCAGAUGACCAGUUAUGUAUGGUCAGAAAACCUGGAGGCAGCCCCCUAAAUGCCGGCCAGCUGGCAGACUGUAUUGAUCGAGCAUUUUCCCGAAAUAAGGAGGUGGCUAGACUGAUGAACGAAACUCUGAACAGGGUUGAUAGAUAGUGAUGGAGUCAUUUGUUGUAGAUUUUGA
Mya arenaria is the source of this 892-nucleotide messenger RNA. RefSeq names its product exosome complex component RRP43-like. Gene Ontology annotation, cellular component: cytoplasmic exosome (RNase complex); nuclear exosome (RNase complex). Lineage: Eukaryota; Metazoa; Mollusca; Bivalvia; Myida; Myidae. The transcript has 11 exons. The record is from RefSeq and is a predicted model, not a curated record. Gene Ontology annotation, biological process: U4 snRNA 3'-end processing; nuclear polyadenylation-dependent mRNA catabolic process; exonucleolytic trimming to generate mature 3'-end of 5.8S rRNA from tricistronic rRNA transcript (SSU-rRNA, 5.8S rRNA, LSU-rRNA). The coding region runs from base 31 to 864 and encodes 277 amino acids.